Messenger RNA from Leptopilina heterotoma, 1248 nucleotides. RefSeq names its product cytosolic Fe-S cluster assembly factor NUBP2 homolog (gene Nubp2). Gene Ontology annotation, cellular component: cytosol. The record is from RefSeq and is a predicted model, not a curated record. Gene Ontology annotation, molecular function: 4 iron, 4 sulfur cluster binding; ATP binding; ATP-dependent FeS chaperone activity. Bases 329 to 1111 code for a protein of 260 amino acids. Gene Ontology annotation, biological process: iron-sulfur cluster assembly. The transcript has 5 exons. Lineage: Eukaryota; Metazoa; Arthropoda; Insecta; Hymenoptera; Figitidae.
UAUAAAAAAAUUCAAACUUAGAAAUAAUUAUUUCUAGAAAUUUAUUAAAAAUUUGUUAAAGAUUAUUUAUAAUAAAAGUAACGUUCUAAUUCUCACAUAAAAAACUAUUACUGCAAAAAUAUUUAUUAACUUUAACAUUGUUUUCAAAAAAUUGUUAAUUUAAAAAAAAAUUACGUUAUACAGCAUAGAAUAUACGGAAUAUAUACGUUUGUUCCUUGCUCAGCUGUUGAAGGAGAGUCUUAUUUUUUUCUUGGAAACUUGCAGAGGCGUGAUUCAAAAGUUGAUUCAGCGCACACCGCAAAGAAGCGAAUUUUAAUAGUAUUUUAAAAUGUUGGAAGGUAUUAAACAUAUAUUACUGGUCCUUUCUGGUAAGGGAGGAGUUGGAAAAUCAACAGUUAGUACACAAUUGGCUUUGUCAUUAAAAGAAUCUGGAUUUAAAGUGGGUAUUCUCGAUGUGGACCUUUGUGGUCCUAGUGUUCCUUAUUUAUUAAAUUUAGAAGGCAAAGAUGUUUAUCAGUCGACAAAUGGAUGGGUACCAGUGUAUGCCGAUGCUGAACAAAAGUUGGCUGUCAUGUCAAUAGGAUUUAUUUUGCAAAAUCGAAACAACAGUGUAGUUUGGCGAGGUCCUAAAAAAGCUAGUAUGAUAAAACAAUUUUUAAACGACGUAGUUUGGCAAGACAUCGAUUAUCUCAUCAUAGAUACACCACCCGGAACAUCAGAUGAGCAUAUUACAGUUAUGGAAGAACUAAGGAAAGUCACAUGUGACGGGGCAAUAAUAGUAACAACACCACAAGCCAUUGCAGUAGAUGACGUUCUAAAAGAAGUGACAUUUUGCCGUAAAACUGGAUUACCCAUAAUAGGAAUUAUUGAAAAUAUGAGUGGGUAUGUCUGCCCAACGUGUAAAGAAUGCACAAACAUUUUUUCAUCAGGCGGUGGUGUGUCAUUGUCAGAAAUGGUGAAAGUUCCAUUUUUAGCAAAGCUGCCUAUCGACCCAGUGAUUAGUAAAUUGGCAGAUAAAGGCAGUUGUGUUCUUACAACUUUUCCUGAUAGUCAAGUCGCCCAAGUCUUUAAAAAAUUAGUAGAAGAAAUAACAAAAAGCAAAGAGGCUUAAUUGGAAAUUAACAAAUUAACAUUCUACUUUGUAUAAUGUACAGUUUUUCUAUUUGUAGUUAUAAGGAAAGAUGCAAGAUUUUUAUAUAUUGAAUAAUGUACAUUUUUAAAUAAAAUAUUAAGCAUUUUAUAAAAUAA